Macroventuria anomochaeta is the source of this 885-nucleotide messenger RNA. RefSeq lists its product as uncharacterized. NCBI's taxonomy places the organism in Eukaryota, Fungi, Ascomycota, Dothideomycetes, Pleosporales, Didymellaceae. The transcript is spliced from 4 exons. The record is from RefSeq and is a predicted model, not a curated record. The coding region runs from base 1 to 885 and encodes 294 amino acids.
AUGGCCCCAUCACGCACCAUGACGGGAGACACUUUCAUGGAUGAGAAGCAACCACAUACACCAGCUUCUCCAACGAACACGGAUACAUCUACGUUACGAGGCGAUGCAUUUAUUGAGAUCGGAGAGAUUUACGCGCCAACUUCAGAAACGUCUCCAGAUGUACCCCCAUCGUCAGCUGGAGAGGCUGCACAGCCUGAAGAUGAGAAGCGGCCUGGAUUUCUGCGACGUGUCACAGGAUCAUUCAAGUCUACACCAGACCCUGUGCUCGUGACCGAGACAAAGACACGAACCUUGGAAAAUGCACCCAACGGCUUUCCCAGGCUGGCUGCAUUCCAGGCAAGUGAUGCCAAUUUUGGUCUGUAUCGAUCGUACAGCUAUCUGCAUUCUCGUAUCUUGCUCGACUUGCAAAGUGAGAUCACCGAGCUUGAAGAAAAGCUCGAUCAGAUUGAUUGGGAUGAGGUUGAGGCAGACGAAGACCGCCCACGUUUCAGGGCAGCCGAAGAAGAAGAUGGCACUCAGGUUCGAAGAACUAUUCUUCGUGAGAUCAAAGCCAAGCUGAUGGAAUAUGACGAAGUCCUCAUUAAUGUCCGCAGGCUUGAGACGUUCCAAAGGCCAUCUGAACGUGAUUAUCGCAGCGUCCGUCGCUACCACAACAACACAAAACCGCUCAUGGAUGGUGAGAUGGAGUCAAUUCGUAGCAAGGAAGACAUCGUAUCCAUCAGCACCGGCCGUGAACGAGCGGCCUUCGAUGGCGGUGUCGAGACAUUGAUAGGUCAGGUCGACAGUACCAUGAAAAAGGUCUUCAACCUUCAACAAGGCCCACUUCUGGUAAGCACCGCACUCGAAUUUCGACGAAGAAGACUGUUGACCCUGGCCUUCCAAUAG